AUGUCGAAAUUACUGGCUAGAGCCAUUGUUGGUUUGCAAGGUGAUGGCGGUAAGGUGGAGAAUGUUACUGCUAAUAGUCAAAGGAAGAGGAGGUGGCGGCGGUGGUGGAGGAGGGGAGGAGGAGGUGGCCGUGGCCGUGGUAGUGGUAGUGGGGGUGGCGGAGGCGGUGGAGGAGGAGGAGGAGGUUACUCGUGGAGUUGGGGUGGUGGAGGUGGAGGUGGAGGUGGAGGUGGAGGUGGAGGCGGUGGGCGAGGUGGCGGUGGUGGAGGUAGUGGUUGGGGAUGGGGUGGAGGAGGAGGUGGGGGUGGGUGGUGGAAGUGGGGUUGCGGAGGCCAAGGCGGCGGAAACGGAGGAGGUAAAAGGCAUCAUCAUCGUGUGUAUCGGGGGACAGGGAGGUUCAGUGAGGAUCAUUACAAGCUAGGAGAGUUUGCACAAUGCAUGCGUAAAGGGCGGUGCAAAGGGAUGAGAUUGGACUGCCCUCUUCACUGUGGAGGACCUUGCUACUAUGACUGCCAAGAUAUGUGCAAGGCUCACUGUCGACGUCGAUGAUCAUCGUCCCUUCCAUGAGUGGAGUAUUGGUUAAUAUUCAGUUCCAUAAAACCCUAGGUCAUGUCUACUAGGCUUGCUAUGCAUUCAUUUGCAAUUCUAUUGAACUUAUUUUGUCGCAUCGUUUGCGUGUUUGAGAAUUAAUUUCAAGGUUUUAGACUAUUAUCUGGCUCGAAUGAUACAUCAAUGUAUGUUCAAAAUUCAAAUUCUCCCACAUCCUGAUGAAAAAUAAAAUAAAUACAUGUAGAAGUGCUACCAUGCUUCUUGAAAUACAACAAGUUACUUCAUGAAAUUGAUCGA
Molecule: messenger RNA, 846 nt
Organism: Rosa chinensis
Lineage: Eukaryota; Viridiplantae; Streptophyta; Magnoliopsida; Rosales; Rosaceae
Product: glycine-rich cell wall structural protein
Exons: 3
Coding region: 1-549 (182 amino acids)
Source: RefSeq, a predicted model, not a curated record